AGUACUGGAAAUCUUGGAAAAAUAUGAUAAAUUAAAUAUUCUCAAAACACUGAAUUAACAAUGAGCACGAGCAGCUCCGAAGAAGAUAGCCAGGAUGACAGGGACAUUGAAAUUGCAUCAGACUUUGACAUGGAAUCAGACAUUGAAAGUGAGCAGGAGCAGGAGGAGCUUGAGGAUGCGGGGGAUAGUGCAGAGUCGGAGAGCAACUUCUAUACGUGCCUGGUGUGCAUGAAUACAGCUCAGGAUCCGGUGGUUGCCUUCUGUGGUCAUAUGUUUUGUGCUCAAUGCAUUCACAAGUGGAUGAGAUCGCAGCUUGGCAGCUAUGCCAAGUGUCCAUACUGUCAGUCGAUCAUUGGCGAUAACACAUUGAUCAGUGUCAACACCACUGCCAUGUCCGGCUAUUCGGGUUGCCAGUCCAUUGCCGAGCAUCGUCACUUUUCCAAUAUUAUUCAACAUGCUGUCCCAGCACCCGAGGAAUCAAUGUUCAUUGGUGGCCUUGUGUUACAUUCGCCCGAGCUGAUGCCUCGCAUGAAACCGCUGGCCCCAGAGCUGCUCCUGGAGUACUUCAAGGCUCCGUGCCGUUUAUACUUCUUUGAUGCUCCGAUUUUGCAACGCAGCUUUAUGCUAAUUAUGCUCUUCUAUCUUUUUAUCGCCACCUUGCGCAUGGACGGCACAGUCUAAUUCCAAAUAUUCCCAUUUAUCGAAAUGUUUUUUGUUUAACAAAAUAUUUUACAUAUAUUCUUAAGUUACUUGCGCUGGAAAAUAUGCUGUUAAUUGGGGCUAUUUAAUGAACGGACUGUACUAAAGCCAAGGCAAUUAUCGGCCUGGCAUUUGCACAA
Messenger RNA from Drosophila innubila, 839 nucleotides. RefSeq names its product E3 ubiquitin-protein ligase ORTHRUS-LIKE 1. Gene Ontology annotation, cellular component: endoplasmic reticulum. The coding region runs from base 61 to 681 and encodes 206 amino acids. The record is from RefSeq and is a predicted model, not a curated record. NCBI's taxonomy places the organism in Eukaryota, Metazoa, Arthropoda, Insecta, Diptera, Drosophilidae. Gene Ontology annotation, biological process: ubiquitin-dependent protein catabolic process. The transcript has a single exon. Gene Ontology annotation, molecular function: ubiquitin protein ligase activity; ubiquitin-like protein conjugating enzyme binding.